CACGCGGUCAGUUGGCUCGAUGCAGCGAGCGCGAUAUUUGCCGUUGCGAGUUUAACAUUUCCGUCGGACUGCUGAGGAAAUCGCUCACAGUGGCUUCCGCCUUUGAUAUUUCUCACAUACGACGUCACAUUAAUUGCCAAAUGUUCAAUUCUUUUGCUAAUUGAUCCGUGUGGUUAGGUUCGUUCGCCGGAUCAAAGAGGGGGGGGGGAAGCAUAUGAUAGCGCACGCUCUUCUCCGCGCUCCUUUUUAUUCCACUCGUGCGCUGUUCGCGAGGAGACAACGUGCGGUCACGCCGAUCUUCAAUUUGCUCGCUUUCGACAGCAUUCCUCGAUCAUCCUAUUGUAUACUUCUAAGGAAUCCCGCAAAGAAUUCAAGAUGCACAGAUUACCUACAAUAUUGAGAGGAACAGCCGUGCGCCAGUUGCAGGCACGUACUUAUGCUAAAGAUGUACGUUUUGGGGCAGAGGUUCGUGCCUUGAUGUUGCAGGGUGUAGAUAUAUUGGCAGAUGCUGUCGCUGUGACGAUGGGCCCCAAAGGACGUAAUGUCAUCUUGGAGCAAAGCUGGGGCAGUCCAAAGAUUACCAAGGAUGGUGUGACUGUAGCGAAAGGUAUCGAACUGAAAGACAAAUUCCAGAAUAUCGGAGCCAAACUAGUACAAGAUGUAGCUAACAACACCAAUGAAGAAGCUGGAGAUGGUACUACCACUGCAACCAUAUUGGCCAGAGCGAUAGCCAAAGAGGGUUUUGAGAAGAUCAGCAAAGGCGCAAACCCUAUAGAGAUCAGGCGCGGCGUAAUGCUGGCGGUGGAGAAGAUCAAGGACGAGUUGAAAACACUGAGCAAACCCGUCACGACGCCCGAGGAGAUCGCACAAGUGGCGACGAUAUCCGCCAAUGGCGACAAAGCCAUCGGUAAUUUGAUCUCUGAUGCCAUGAAGAAAGUCGGAAAGGAAGGUGUGAUCACGGUGAAGGACGGCAAAACGCUCAUCGACGAGUUAGAGGUCAUAGAGGGCAUGAAGUUCGAUCGUGGCUAUAUUUCGCCAUAUUUCAUAAACUCUAGUAAAGGUGCCAAAGUCGAGUUCCAAGAUGCACUGCUUCUCUUCAGCGAGAAAAAGAUCUCGUCCGUGCAGAGCAUUAUUCCCGCUUUGGAGCUGGCCAACGCGCAACGCAAACCCCUCGUCAUAAUCGCCGAGGAUGUGGACGGCGAAGCCUUGUCCACGCUGGUUGUCAAUCGUCUGAAGAUCGGACUGCAGGUAGCUGCGGUUAAGGCUCCUGGUUUCGGCGACAACAGGAAAGCCACUCUUCAGGACAUGGCAAUAUCCACCGGUGGCAUCGUCUUCGGCGACGACGCCAACCUCGUCAAACUGGAAGACGUCCAGGCGAGCGAUUUGGGGCAAGUGGGAGAAGUCAUCAUUACAAAGGACGACACUCUCUUCUUGAAGGGUAAGGGAAAGAAGACUGACAUCGACAGAAGAGCUGAUCAAAUCAGAGAUCAAAUCGAGAACACGACGUCCGACUACGAGAAGGAGAAACUACAAGAACGUCUGGCGAGGUUAGCGUCCGGAGUGGCGGUCCUCAGGGUCGGCGGUAGUAGUGAAGUGGAAGUGAACGAAAAGAAGGACCGCGUGCACGACGCUCUCAACGCCACUCGCGCCGCCGUCGAAGAAGGCAUCGUGCCUGGAGGUGGCACCGCUCUCUUGAGAUGCAUGCCAUCGUUACAACAGCUAAAGGCGGUCAACUCUGAUCAGAAGACCGGAAUCAAGAUUGUGGCGAAUGCAUUACGUAUACCAUGCCUGCAAAUCGCGCAGAACGCUGGUGUCGACGCCAGUCUUGUAGUAGCUAAAGUGUGCGAAGGCAAGCUCGGCUACGAUGCGCUCAACGACGAAUACGUCGAUAUGAUCGAGAAGGGUAUCAUCGAUCCCACAAAGGUUGUGCGUACAGCACUCACCGACGCGGCGGGCGUCGCAUCGUUGCUCACAACGGCCGAAGCAGUAGUCACGGAAAUGCCGAAAGAGGAAUCGCAGCCACCGAUGGGUGGCAUGGGUGGUAUGGGAGGUAUGGGUGGCAUGGGUGGUAUGGGCAUGUAAAACCGUAAAAAGACACACUAUAGCAGCGCAAAGACUGAAAAAAAAA
Molecule: messenger RNA, 2128 nt
Organism: Odontomachus brunneus
Lineage: Eukaryota; Metazoa; Arthropoda; Insecta; Hymenoptera; Formicidae
Product: heat shock protein 60A-like
Exons: 5
Coding region: 376-2082 (568 amino acids)
Biological process (GO): protein import into mitochondrial intermembrane space; protein refolding; mitochondrial unfolded protein response
Cellular component (GO): mitochondrial inner membrane; mitochondrial matrix
Molecular function (GO): ATP binding; protein-folding chaperone binding; ATP-dependent protein folding chaperone
Source: RefSeq, a predicted model, not a curated record